This is a messenger RNA of Ostrinia furnacalis (Asian corn borer), 2244 nucleotides long. It is a transcript of the gene Eaf, whose product is annotated as ELL-associated factor. NCBI's taxonomy places the organism in Eukaryota, Metazoa, Arthropoda, Insecta, Lepidoptera, Crambidae. The transcript has 9 exons. Gene Ontology annotation, cellular component: super elongation complex. The coding region runs from base 236 to 1270 and encodes 344 amino acids. Gene Ontology annotation, molecular function: transcription elongation factor activity. The record is from RefSeq and is a predicted model, not a curated record. Gene Ontology annotation, biological process: transcription elongation by RNA polymerase II.
AGCUACGAACCAGGUAUGUCAAACGUCAUGAGAACUAGGUCGAAAAAAAUAGUCAAUGCCUAACCAAUGGACUAUUUUAAUAUCAUUCUAAGGUGCCUCCGAUGAAAUUAUUAUCAGAUUAUCACAAUUAAGAGUAAAUCUAACGAUGAUCAUUGUUUCCAAGGGAUAAACAGUACAUAACCUCGGAGGAAACUUAAUCAAAGAGUACUAGAUAACUUAUGGCAUAGUUAUCAAAAUGGCAGAUAAAUUUACUUUCGAUUAUGAUGAGAGAGAAUUAAACUUGGGGGCUAGUUUUACUAAUAAUAAGUCUUCACAGUACCAUACAAUAAAGUAUGACUUCAAGCCAGCAUCAGUUGAUGUCAACAAAAUGGCAACCGUGGAUGUGGGUACUAACAACCAGGUCACUGUAACAGUGCCUCAUUUAGAUGGUGCUGGCGUUCCGCAGACGGUAUUUAAAGGAAGCCAGCGGCCUUACACGAAGGAAUGUGUGCUAAUCAUUGACAGGGUCACGGGUGAAAUCACCUUAGAGAAAUUAUCUAGUAAUAUUCAGGUUAAAAAGACUAGGCAGGAGACAGCGCAGAAGCCGCGGCCUCUGACGCCGGUGACCACGGACUUCACCAACACGACUCAGCGUAGCACGUCGCGCACCAGGGUCGCCACUAACAGGCGCUCCAACACUAAUGCCGGCCCUGGAGCGGCGGCCGGCAGCCAGGCUCGCUUCAACGGUAACGCGGGGGCUCACAAGCCUAAUAUGGUGCGCUCCCCGCCGCGAGUCAAGACCUCCCCGCCGCAGGCCGCGCCUUGGUCAGGAGGCGGCAACAGCACGCUAGCGUCUCUCUUCAUGAUCGGAUUAGACGACGCGCCCGCACCCGCGCCCGCGCCCGCGCCCGCUCACAACGCUCACAACGCUCACAACGCUCAUAACGCGCAUAACUCUCAUAACGUGCACAACGGGUACGGGCGAGAGCGGCCCGCGCCGGCAGAGAGGUACCAGGAGAGGAGCGCGGUGCCUGACAGGCCGCCGCCUGUCUCGCACGCGCCGCCGCCUGUGAGCCAUGCGCCGCCGCCGCAGCCGAAGCCGCAGCAAGACGACAGCUCGUCCAGCUCGUCGAGCAACAGCGACAGCGACUCCGGCAGCGACAGUGACAGCGACAACGACUCAAGCGCGCACCAGAACGUUCCCAACGGUAACACGAGCAACCCGGCGCUGCCUAGCGACGUGCUGAACGAUGAUCUCUGCCUGUCCGAGUCGGGCAGUGACUCCGACUGACCUCACGAUAAACCUCUUUAUUUAUUUGGGUUUGGGUAUCUCUUCUCCUGACUUCUCUGCGGCCUCCCCCACUCUAGCGCUGUCCGAGCACGCGCUAGUGUUGUGCAUGUGUCGAUAGUUCGCAUCGACAGUUGAGCGAAUCGAAAAUGGUAACAUCGAUAGCGUUAGCCACUUCAGCUUUCUCCGAGCAAGCGCUGGUGUUGUGUAUGAGUCGAUAGUUUGAGUAUCGAUAGUGGAUCGAAUCGAAAAUGGUAACAUCGAUAGCGUUAGCCACUUCAGCUUUCUCUGAGCAAACGCUGGUGUUGUGUAUGUGUCGAUAGUUGACCUUAAGGAAAUGGCAACAUCGAUAGCGUUAGCCACUCCAGCUUUAUCCGAGUGAGCUUUGGUGUUGUGUAUGUGUCGAUAAUUUAAGGAUCGAGAAUUAAUUAGUAACAUCGAUAGUGUUAAUACCAGUAUUCAAUUGAUCAACCGUCACUACUAGUGGAAACGCUAUCGCUUAUCGUAAUUUGUCGAUCUCUUGGUGUUGUAAUUUGCGUACCGGAAUAUAGAGCAAUCUACGGUUCGGUGUUUGAAUUCUGAAAGGAGAAAAUUAUAGUGUCAUGAUUGUAAAUAUUACGUCUGCACUUAUAAUAAGUGGUGUGGAAGCUUGCAAGAAUCAUUAGUAUCGCUAGCUAUAGAUGUUUUACUGUUUUUCGAUGUCACAAGCGUAUAUUAUGUACAACACUAGCGUGAGUGCUCGUCACGUUCGUGCGUUCACGCUGGGAAACCGCUAGUGUGUUGGAGGCCUUAGACGCAAGCAAACAGCUCUAUGAAACUUGGCAAGUGUCUGAAGUCAGCACUCAUCGAAUCGUUAUUCGUAAAUCGUUCACUCAAUACGAUUGUAUACAAAAUUAAGACUUAAACAAGGAUAGAAAAAGCACAGUUUUGCAUCAACAAGUAUCGAUAUCUUACUGUAUCAUAUCGAUAUGACUCGA